AUGCGAUUGAAAAAUGGCGACAACUUCAAGCUUAUCCAUGACCUGGCAGGCAAUAUGAACGCUGCAGUGGGCGCUUUCAAAGCUGCUGUUGAUGCAGGCUUUGUCCCUAAUGAUUUGCAGGCUGGACAAACUAGCAAGACUGUGGCUCCUGAACUAUACUUUGCAGUGGGCGUAUCAGAAGCCAUUCAACACCUUGCUGGGAUAAAGGACAGUAAGACUAUUGUUGCAAUUAAUAAGGAUCCUGAAGCCCCAUCUUCCAGGUCACUGACUGUGGCUGUGUGGCUUUUCCAGUGUUAA
Molecule: messenger RNA, 297 nt
Organism: Colossoma macropomum (tambaqui)
Lineage: Eukaryota; Metazoa; Chordata; Actinopteri; Characiformes; Serrasalmidae
Product: electron transfer flavoprotein subunit alpha, mitochondrial-like
Exons: 6
Coding region: 1-297 (98 amino acids)
Cellular component (GO): mitochondrion
Molecular function (GO): flavin adenine dinucleotide binding; electron transfer activity
Source: RefSeq, a predicted model, not a curated record